AUGAAGUGGCGGAAGAAUGGAGACGCAAUCGCGCCAACAGAUGUAAUCGGAGAAGAAGUGGGGAAGAAGAAACAAGAAAAUCAGACUGUGGAUCUGGAAGAUGUGGUGUCCAUCGAUUCCGAUGAGGAACCAAAAUUUGUGUACGAGCCGUCACAUUUAGAAAAGUUUAUUAAUUAUAUGCUAUGCCGUGGAGAUUUAGCCAAACGGGAGCUGUCUGUGAAACCAGUGACACUUUUGGGAUUGUUCCGGUUUGCUGAACGAAGGGACCAUAUCAUUCUUUUGAUCGGAAUACUUCUUUCUUUUCUGUCCGGAGUUGCUCAGCCAGGUCUUGGAGUCAUUGCUGGUGGAAUGACCAAUACACUGAUUGUGUACAAUGUCACUAGCCCUCAGUUUUUGGAUAGUGCACUUAUGAACGUCUAUCUUUUCGGAGGCAUCGGAGUUGUAGUUCUCAUAAUCAAUUUCAUUCAGGUAUCCUAUUCUAAUCAAAUUAUUUAUAUGUGCUUUCAAAAUGUUUGCAUUCGAAUUGUGACAAAACUGAGAGAGGAAUACAUCAAAUCAAUUCUACGUCAGAAUGCUGGUUGGUUUGAUAAGAAUCACUCGGGAACGCUGACAACGAAACUACAUGACAACAUGGAGCGCAUUCAUGAAGGAAUUGGAGAUAAGCUUGGAGUCCUAAUCCGUGGUAUCGUGAUGUUUGGAACUGGAAUUGUGAUUUCGUUGUUCUACGAAUGGAGAUUGGCACUGAUGAUGAUGGGCAUCGGACCAUUGUGUUGUAUUUGCAUGUCUUUGAUGUCCAGAGUAAGGGAUUGUUUUUCGAAUAUUCAUAAUAAUGAGGUUUUAGUCAAUGUCGUCAUACACAUCGAAAGAAUUAGCAGACGUUGGAAAAGCUGGAAGUAUUGCAGAGGAGUCGUUGAUGGGUGUCAGAACAGUACAGGCGUUCAAUGGUCAGGAAGAGAUGGUUGGAAGGUGCAAUAUUUUUUUUCAUCUUCGUACACUGCUGAACUGGGAAAAGGAAAAUCUUAUGCGGUCAAGAAAGGAUUGUGGGGUGGAUUUUUUGGUGGAAUUUUUCUUCUGAUUCUGUUCACUUAUUUUGGUGGUGGCAUCUUCUAUGGUGGUCAACUUCUUCGUUGGAAGAUUAUCGAAAACCCUGGAGACGUUUUCAUUGUUGUGUUCUCCAUGCUCAUUGGUGCCUACUUCCUGGGUCUCAUCUCUCCGCACCUAAUGGUUUUAUUGAACGCAAGAGUUGCCGCAGCGACGAUUUAUGAGGUUAUUGACAGGGUUCCUGAAAUAGAUGCCUAUUCCAAUGAAGGUCAAAAGAUCGACAAGAUUGUUGGAAGAGUAGUCUUUGAGAAUGUGCACUUUCGAUACCCAACCAGAAAGAAGGCAAAGGUUUUGAACGGAUUGAAUCUCACAAUCGAGCCAGGAACGUCUGUGGCACUUGUUGGACACUCUGGAUGUGGAAAGUCGACAUCUGUUGGAUUGUUAACUAGACUUUACGAACAAGAAGAUGGAAAAGUGAUGAUUGACGGUCAUGAAGUGAGAAAUCUGAACAUUGACUGGCUGAGAAAAGUUGUGGGAAUCGUGCAACAGGAGCCUAUCUUAUUCAGUGGUACCAUCCAUAACAAUUUGUUGAUUGGAAAUCCCAAUGCAACUAGAGAUGACAUGAUUAGAGUGUGCAAAAUGGCAAAUGCUCAUGAAUUCAUUUUGAAAAUGCCAAAGGGUUACGAUACAGUAAUUGGAGAUGGUGGAGUGCAACUGUCGGGAGGACAAAAACAACGUGUUGCGAUUGCAAGAACAUUGAUUCGUGAUCCAAAAGUCUUAUUGCUCGACGAAGCCACAUCCGCUCUUGAUGCUCAAUCUGAAAGUGUGGUGCAAUCUGCACUGAACAAUGCGUCCAAGGGAAGGACCACUAUUAUGAUUGCUCAUAGACUUUCAACAAUCCGUGAAGCCGAUAAAAUUGUAUUUUUCGAAAGUGGAGUAAUUGUUGAAAGUGGGACUCAUGACGAAUUGGUGGCUCUAGGAGGACGAUAUGCCGCUCUUGUUAAGGCUCAACAGUUCAAAGAGGCAGAUGAGGUGGAUGACGAUGUUGAAGAAGACAUAACAGCCAGAAUUGAGAAACAAAUGCCAUCAAGACAAGUCAGCUACCACGGCUCGUGUGUAUCAUUGGCCAGUGCGGAUUUAGAAAUUGGUUACGCCAGUGCUUUCAACAGCUUCAACCUCAAACAAGCACAGGAUGAUAUAGAAAAUGAAGAUUUUGCUGAAGAAGUCCAGAGAGUAAUGGAGGAGGAUGGUGUUAUUACAUCUGGAUACUAUGAUAUUUUCAAAAAUGCAAAAGGAAACUACUGGUAUUUGUCAAUGGGAACAGUUUUUGCUAUCAUGAGAGGCUCGGAACUUGCACUUCUAGCUAUUAUGUUCGGAUAUGUGUUUGAGGCAUUUGAAAAACCUGAUGCAGAAAUGGCUAGAGAACUUGUGAUCAUUUUCAUUUUAUAUGGAUGUCUCGGACUCUAUGUGUUCAUCACCCAAGUUCUCAGUAGCACACUAUUCACAAUUGUUGCUGAAAACUUAGGACUGAAAUUCCGCGUUCAAUCCUUCAAGAACCUUCUCUAUCAAGACGCAUCUUUUUUCGAUAACCCAGCUCACGCUCCCGGAAAGCUCAUCACCAGACUCGCAACUGAUGCUCCAAAUGUGAAAGCUGUCGUGGAUACCAGAAUGCUUCAAGUUAUCUAUUCUAUGACCUCUAUCACUAUCAAUUUGGUCACCGGUUACGCUUGUUGUUGGCAAAUAGCUGUUGUAGGAACAGUAAUGAUUGCUUUAUUCGCUCUGUUGAUGAUUAGUAUGGCUUACAAAAUCGCGAGAGUUAAUUUGAAACAGAUCAAGAGAGAUGAAGCUGGAAAGAUUGCCAUUGAAAUCGUGGAAAAUGUCAAGACUAUUCAACUUCUAACCAGCACCGAGCAUUUUUUGACUGAGUACACUACUGCUCUCGAGCUCCAACAUAAAAGUGAAAUGAAGAAAGCUUACAUUCAAGCCCUAAACAACGCCAUCUCCCAAACGUUCAUGUAUUUUGCAAUGUUUGUCUGCUAUGCGGUCGGAACUCCACUCAUGUACAAUGGCAUUGUUGACCCAAAUGGCGCCUUUCGAGCAAUCAAUUCAAUGAUGAUGGGAUCAGUAGCUGUCAUGCACUCAUCUCACAACUUCCCUGAGUUUGUAAAAGCCAAAACAGCAGCUGGAAUGCUUUUCAAGUUGAUCUAUAGAAAACCGAAAACCGGAGAUGUUAUGAAAGGAAAUCAGUUGGAUAUCCGUGGGAAUAUUUUGUUUGAAUCAGUCAAAUUUUCCUAUCCCCAAAGACCUUUGCACCCGGUUAUGACUGAUCUUCAUUUUACUGCUCGCAACGGACAGACAGUUGCACUUGUGGGACCAUCUGGAACUGGAAAGAGUACGUGUAUCGCGAUGCUAGAACGGUUUUAUGAUGUCUCUGGUGGUGCACUGAGAAUCGACGGACAGGAUAUCAAGACUCUCUCCCUUCACCAUCUCCGAACUCAAAUGGCUUUAGUUGGACAAGAACCCAGAUUGUUUGCUGGAACUAUUAGAGAGAAUGUGUGCUUCGGCUUGAAAGAUGUGAGUCUAGAUGAUGAGAAUCAAGUUAUAAAAAUUAAGAAACUUCAGGUACCAAUUGAAAAAGUUAACCAAGCAUUGGAACUGGCGAAUGCGUCUCGAUUCUUGGCAAAUCUCCCGUCUGGAAUUGACACUGAGGUUGGAGAGAAGGGAUCGCAGCUAUCUGGAGGGCAAAAACAGCGUAUUGCAAUUGCCAGAGCGUUAGUGCGAGACCCAAAGAUCCUGCUACUAGAUGAAGCAACAUCCGCAUUGGAUUCUGAAUCUGAAAGAGCAGUGCAAGAAGCAUUAGAUCGUGCUCGUGAAGGCCGCACCUGCAUCACAAUAGCUCAUCGAUUGUCCUCGAUCCAAAAUUCAGAUCUGAUUGUGUACAUUGAUCAAGGAAAAGUUCAAGAAGCUGGAAACCAUAACCAUCUCAUGUCCCUCAGAGGCAAAUACUACGACCUAAUCAAAAAGCAAGAUUUAACAUCAUGA
Caenorhabditis briggsae is the source of this 4083-nucleotide messenger RNA. RefSeq names its product Protein CBR-PGP-12 (gene Cbr-pgp-12). Gene Ontology annotation, biological process: transmembrane transport. The record is from RefSeq and is a predicted model, not a curated record. Gene Ontology annotation, cellular component: membrane. The transcript has 13 exons. Gene Ontology annotation, molecular function: ABC-type transporter activity; ATP hydrolysis activity; ATP binding. Lineage: Eukaryota; Metazoa; Nematoda; Chromadorea; Rhabditida; Rhabditidae. The coding region runs from base 1 to 4083 and encodes 1360 amino acids.